CCAGCCGCACAGCACUGGGUCAGAAGCUGUAUCAAGUUGCUGGCAAAGAAUUUCCGUCAAGAGAUCAGGGCCUUCCAGCAGAAUGGCAUGGAAUGAAACUUGCAAAAGCUGGCAGUCAGUGGAGGAUGGCCUGGAAAAGUACUACCUUUCCAUUUUUUACGGGAUUGAGUUUAUUGUGGGAAUCCUUGGGAAUAGUGCUGUUGUUUUUGGCUACCUCUUCUGCCUGAAGAACUGGAACAGCAGUAACAUCUAUCUCUUUAACCUCUCUAUCUCUGACUUGGCUUUUUUGUGUACCCUCCCCAUGCUGAUGAGAAGUUAUGCCCAGGGAAAAUGGACAUACGGGAACGUGCUCUGCAUAAGCAACCGAUAUGUACUUCAUGCCAACCUCUAUACCAGCAUUCUUUUCCUCACUUUUAUCAGCAUUGAUCGAUACAUGCUCAUGAAGUAUCCUUUCCGGGAACACUUCCUGCAAAAGAAAGCGUUUGCUAUUUUAAUCUCUUUGGCCAUUUGGGGUUUAGUAACCUUAGAGCUCCUGCCCAUACUUCCUCAUAUAAAUCCUAUUAUAGAUGCCAAUGGUACCAUCUGUACAGAUUAUGCAAGCUCUGGGGAUCCCAACAACAGCCUCAUUUAUAGCCUGUGUCUAACCUUCUUGGGGUUCCUCAUUCCUCUUUUUGUGAUGUGCUUCUUUUCUGUCAAGAUUGCUCUCUUCCUAAAGCAGAGGAGAAGGCAGCUUGCUACUGCUUUGCCCCUUGAGAAGCCUCUCACCUUAGUCAUCAUGGCUGUUGUGAUCUUCUCUGUGAUUUUUACUCCCUACCACAUCAUGCGAAAUGUGAGGAUUGCCUCACGUCGGGCCACCUGGAAGCAGACCCCAUGCAGUAAAGCCAUCAUCAACUCCCUGUACAUCAUGACUCGGCCGUUGGCCUUUCUGAACAGUGUCAUCAACCCUGUCUUCUACUUCCUUAUGGGAGACCACUUCAGGGAGAUGUUGAUGAACAAACUGAGGCAUCACUUCAAGAUCCUUACCUCCUUCAGAAGAUGAGCUCACGGACUAACAUUUUCAUUCAAGGAAAAGUGAGAUGCUUGUAAAACAGAUUGUUUUACACAAGCAGCUGUAGGCCAGUUAGAGUUUGAUUUAUCUCAUAGACGUAAAUCAGAGAGGGUCACAGACUUGACCCUGUUUUAGAGGCUUGUUGGACCCAGGGUGUGUGAAAAGAAGAGAAUGGGAAGCAUAUGUUGGUUUCUUGACCUCAGCAUUGAAGAGAGUUGGACUAGCACUGUCUAAUGUUUGAACACAUGAGUCCAAAAUUCUAAGUGUUACAAGACCUUCUCAAUCAGUGUAAAAGGAACAGAAGAUAGAUAAAACAGCAAGUUGUCUGUGUUUAAUCCUUGGUCAGAUCGUAAAAAAUAAAAAUAAAAAAAUUGUG
Messenger RNA from Hippopotamus amphibius kiboko, 1424 nucleotides. RefSeq names its product succinate receptor 1 (gene SUCNR1). Gene Ontology annotation, biological process: G protein-coupled receptor signaling pathway. The transcript is spliced from 2 exons. Bases 83 to 1039 code for a protein of 318 amino acids. The record is from RefSeq and is a predicted model, not a curated record. Gene Ontology annotation, molecular function: G protein-coupled receptor activity. Gene Ontology annotation, cellular component: plasma membrane. Lineage: Eukaryota; Metazoa; Chordata; Mammalia; Artiodactyla; Hippopotamidae.